This is a messenger RNA of Microplitis mediator, 1249 nucleotides long. RefSeq lists its product as uncharacterized. The coding region runs from base 501 to 1073 and encodes 190 amino acids. NCBI's taxonomy places the organism in Eukaryota, Metazoa, Arthropoda, Insecta, Hymenoptera, Braconidae. The transcript has 4 exons. The record is from RefSeq and is a predicted model, not a curated record.
UCACAUAGCUCUAUAUAAUGAUUCUAAUAUUUUCGGUCUGGUUACUAUUGGCAUUCACUGGUGACAAGUAGCCAUUACAAGUUAAUGUCACUUUCCAUAACCGGACACCCUAAGAUGACCAUACCAUGAUGAAUUCGUCAUCAUUUUGUUUGGCAAGAAAUAGUCCACUUAUUACGCCGUACUAUCGUGCCAAUGAACUGAUGACAUUGAAUGUUGAAUAACAUUCGGGCAAUGUCUUAUUUAUAAACAGCUAUUUAAUUUGUUAUGCGCUCAUACAAAAACAUAGCUAAGAUUGGUUUUCAUAACCUCGGGAAACCUGUUCCACACAAAACACCAAAAAAACUUUGCUUAAAUGAAAUUGACCUAGGUCGAAUAUGAAUAUAAAAACCCUCCACGCUGAGCUAGUCAGUCGUCAGGUGGGAAGUACGCGCUAAUAUUUGUGGUUCAGUAACGUAACAAUCUAUUGUAUCAAUACUUUUUUAUUUCGACACAAAAAAGAAAUGGAAAAAUACUUAGUUGCAACGUAUGAUAAACUAUCGCACAGAAUUCUCGUGCCCAAGGGCUGGCCAGUUCGCGGAUUCAAGAAGCUCCUAUUAUCAUUUGCUGAGAAAGUGAUUUAUAAUGAUGACCCCGACCAGAUAGUCAUCUUACGAAUAAACAAUGUACCAACAAUGCUGGUUCAACGUGAAUAUGAAAGUGAAACUUACUACGUCUUUGAAACAAUCUUCGAUUAUGGACCAAAGGACGCACACAUCAUUAAUGUCGUCUUCACUGAUCUCGCAAUGAUAAAAAAUCCUGUGGGAGCUGGUGUUAUAACUUCGAAAUCUUCAGCGGGGACGAUCGAUGAAAAUUCCAAUAAUGAGAUACAAGUUGAUGACUACGUUGUUUGUAAGGAACAGAGUUAUAAUAAAACGACGCAUUAUGUUGUGCCAGUAACACAAGUCAUCCAGUGGAUGCGUCGUGAGGCAGAUAUCAUACACACCGUGGAUUCGCAUGCUUUAGCAGAUUUAUCCAGGUACUUAUUGUUCACCUUUUAUGACGAACCAGUUUGGAACAGGUUUUGCGUUGCAUAAACUUUGACCAUGUUCAAAGUAUUCACAAAUUUCUAACUUGUUUAUUUUUUUAUUUCAGCGAGGCCCUGUGCUGUGAUGUCCUGCGGUCGCUUAUAGUGAUUGGGACCUUUUUCCUCAUCUUCAUUAUAGUGAUUCUCUGUGAAUUCUUUUACAAUUAGCCAUCUGAUGGUUUAUUU